GGACCCAGAAACUCUCUCCAUUUAACAUUUUUAUACCGUACAAACAGUUUCGUGGGAGCAGUCGGUGGCUUGUAGUAAACAGUAUUAGCUUGGUGCCCGUUGUGUUCGAUAAACAGGAAUAACACGCGUGCCGCGAAUAAACCAUGUCCGCAUUAAAUCAACUGUGCAAAACUGCCGUCAGGACGGCCCUCAGGUCUUUCGCGACGACCUCCGCAAACAACGCAGGGGCCACCGUUAAUGGAUUUAACUUCGAGCUCAAUGACACCCAAAAGGAGAUGCAGGAGGUGGCUAGGAAGUUCGCCAGGGAGGAGAUAGCACCGGCCGCAGCCCACCACGACGAAACCGGAGACUGGCCGGAGGAGAUCCACAAAAAAGCUUGGUCACUGGGUCUCACCAAUAAAAGCAUCCCAGAACACUGUGGUGGCUUAAAUCAAAGCGUCUUCGACGGCUGUCUGAUCAGCGAGGAGUUCUCCUGGGGGUGCACCGGAAUAACCGUGGCAAUUGAAGGAUCAUCCCUUGGUCAAACCCCUUUAAUAAUAGCUGGCAACAAGGAGCAACAAAAGAAAUAUCUUGGGCGACUUAUAGAUGAACCAAUCGUGGCUGCCUAUGCUGUGACUGAACCUGGGGCUGGCUCAGACGUGAACGGCAUCAAAACCAAGGCGGAGAAGAAAGGUGAUGAAUACAUACUCAAUGGUCAAAAAAUGUGGAUCACAAACGGAGGAGUGGCCAACUGGUACUUCGUACUAGCACGCACCAACCCAGACCCCAAAGCACCAGCCAGCAAGGCCUUCACCGGUUUUAUUGUUGAACGUGAGUGGGAGGGUGUCAAACCUGGAAGAAAGGAACAAAUGAUGGGACAAAGAGCCUCAGACACUCGAGGAAUUACCUUCGAAGACGUGAGAGUACCAAAGGAAAACGUCCUCCUAGGAGAAGGGCAAGGUUUUAAAAUAGCCAUGGCUGUCUUCGACAAAACUAGGCCACCAGUGGGUGCAAACGCCACAGGGUUGGCCCAAAGAUGCCUGGACGAAGCCUUGAAGUACUCCCUGGAACGUAAGGCUUUUGGCACCGAAAUCAUUAACCACCAAGCCGUGGCGUUCAUGCUGGCCGACAUGGCCGUAGGAAUAGAAACAUCCAGGCUGGCCUGGAUGAAGGCGGCUUGGGAGGUGGACCAGGGCAAAAGGAACAGCUACAUCGCCGCCAUCUCCAAGUGCCACGCCGGCGACAUCGCCAACAAGUGCGCCACCGACGCCGUCCAAAUUUUCGGCGGCAACGGCUUUAACAAGGAGUACCCGGUGGAGAAGCUGGUCAGGGACGCCAAGAUCUUCCAGAUUUACGAGGGCACGACCCAGAUCCAGAAGCUGAUCAUCUCUAGACAACUUGUCGAAUACGCCAAGUCGAAGGCCGCCUAAAAUAAUGUUUUGUAUUAUAUUUUUGUUAUUUGAUUUACUUGUUUGUUUUAAUAAAAGCUGUUAAAAUAUAA
Messenger RNA from Aethina tumida (small hive beetle), 1480 nucleotides. RefSeq names its product probable medium-chain specific acyl-CoA dehydrogenase, mitochondrial. Gene Ontology annotation, biological process: fatty acid beta-oxidation; medium-chain fatty acid catabolic process. The record is from RefSeq and is a predicted model, not a curated record. Gene Ontology annotation, cellular component: mitochondrion. The transcript has 8 exons. The coding region runs from base 144 to 1409 and encodes 421 amino acids. Lineage: Eukaryota; Metazoa; Arthropoda; Insecta; Coleoptera; Nitidulidae. Gene Ontology annotation, molecular function: medium-chain fatty acyl-CoA dehydrogenase activity; flavin adenine dinucleotide binding.